CUCACUUGGGGGAAAGAAAAAAACACAGGUUCAGCAGAAGCCCAAAAAAAGGAGGGGGGUGGGGGGUGGAGCAGUCAUGCUGGUGUGAUUCCAAUUGGUGGAUCAUCCCGUGACUGCAAAUACUGCGAGCAGUUGUAGUUUACAAGAUGAGGGGAGGGCGUGUGUGAAGAGUCUCUGUUUAUAGAUUCCAGACGGAGGAGCAAUCACUUUCACCAGCUGUACAGUUCACGGACACAUGCUGGCUCAUCCCACCUCUGCCAUGUGAUUUUCAUUACAGCAACUUGGGGAAGAGUUCAACUGUGGAAGCCUCAAGUGUACCAAGGGAAAAAAUACAUGAAGAAGCAAGGAAAAGGCAACACUGCUGUCAGCAUCCCCCUCUCUUCCCCACCAGGGAGCAGCAGUGUGCAGGUCUACCAUGACUACCAGAGUGUGGCUUUUAAGAUGUAUCCUGGGAAUGGUCAUGCUUUAGAAAAUGGCUCUCACACCAGGAGAGACCGAGAUGGUACCAGCAAGAUGUCUUCUGUUCCAGACAUUAUCUCUGACAGCCAGGACCAGAGGUACAGCAUGAGAGACGACAGUGUUGAAAGGAACUCCACAUUGAUGAUUGAUUCGAGCAGCCAGGCCUACUCAGGGCCAGAGGACAACUCCACAGACCCACAUGAGGCCCUGACAGAGACUUCAACUCUGACCUUUGUGGAUGUCCACACCAUGGAGGAAUCAGCAGAGGACCACAGUCUCCACGGUGUGGCGAUGGUUUACCUCAAGGAGUUUGUGCUGAUAGAUGAUGAUGAUGAUGGAGACAUGUCGCUAAGAGAGAAAACAGUGACAGACUUGUCUGUCAUGGAUGGAAAAGCUGCUGACCUGGUGUGUGGGAGGCUGUUGUCCACUUCCAGUGGCUCGGUGUCAGAGUGUAAGGAGGAAUCUCCGGCUCCUGAAGCACCUCCGCCUGGGGAAGUUGAGACUGCACGUGGAAAGAAACGCUGCUGUUUCUGCACUGUUUUAUGACAAAGCAGCAGUUUUUUGUGUCCAAGAUCAGGACUGUAAAGCUGUGU
This is a messenger RNA of Sander lucioperca (pikeperch), 1052 nucleotides long. Its product is annotated as paralemmin-2. The transcript is spliced from 2 exons. Bases 334 to 1005 code for a protein of 223 amino acids. The record is from RefSeq and is a predicted model, not a curated record. NCBI's taxonomy places the organism in Eukaryota, Metazoa, Chordata, Actinopteri, Perciformes, Percidae.